GCAAGUUUGUCGCGGACGCCAUUUGGCAUCAACGUAUGUACAUCAUUUACAUGUCCGCAAAGAUCAAAGUUGCUACGCGUUUCGAGUCUGUGAAGACUCUAGGAACAACAUCCAAUGACAGCUAAGACGCUGAACGGUUGAUUCUAGUAUCCUUCAUCAUACAGCAUCCCCUGUCUUAACUCUUUGACGCUCAAUUGCGAGGUGUUUGCCAACCCCAAGCUUUUUAUGGUCACCUCCCAACCCAAUGCAUCUGCCACCAGGAGCACCUUGACCACGCAUUGUGCUUGUUGCAUGAUUGUGGCCAGGGUGCGAAUCAGCUCAUAAUGAUCUUGAUCGCGACAGAUGUCCACCCUGUCCAUGACAAUAUACACCGUUGCUGUCCUCUCAUACAAACUCACCACUUUUACGGCAAGGUCUUUCAGCGCGUUGACUUUGUCCUCGUCCUCAUCGUCCUCGUUCUCCGAUGUCUCCAACGCAGAAAAUUUGUACACAGCAGCCAUUAUGGCCUCACGAUGUUCAGCGAACUUGACCCCGAGUUCCCUUUGCCGGUGCCUGAGCAGCUGGAGCAGCACAAUUGGUAACGCGGUGUGUAUGGAUUGCGGAUGCAAUCGAUCAAUUGGGUCGAAGACAUGGACUGCAACCGGCGCUGCACUGGUAGGAACGCUUGCAAAGCUGUCUGCUAGCUCCAGCGCAAACCCUGACACCCAAUUAUACCGUUUACCUUGCGCAAUGUUUUCAUUGUUCACCCCAACAAGAAGGAGCAGUCUUGACUGGCCGCUCGUUUCCCAUUCAGCUAUCACAGGGUCGCGUCGGAGCUUGCUGCCGAGAGACAGUUGUUCAUAAUUAGUCUCUUCAGCACGCUCUCUAUUCAGCCGCAACUUGUACUCUUUGAGCGCCUCCUGAUGUGCUUCCGCCGUCCAGGAGGUGAGACCCAACAGAGUCCGUAUCUCAAUAAGAUGGCUGGUGUUAUUAUCUCGCUGGAGCUCUGUAUGCCACAACCAAAUGUUAGCUUGCAUUGAGUGGUUUACCUGGUUAUUACCUUCAUUCUGUUGCUUUAUCGCGGCAAUAUUACGGUUCAGCAACUCCUCGCAUCUCAAUCGGAUUGCCAUCACACGGUCGAAGACGGUCUCCGUCAUGUCAUUGAAUUUGUUUGAAUGGAAGGAUGCUAUCAUCCAGCGGUCUGCCAAAAAAGUCAAACCGCGUCUUGCUUGGGACAAAGGGAUGACUUACAAAUUCCUGGCCGCAAGUAAUAUCUCGUGAUCUCAAUCGACAGAUCAAUGAAUUCAAGGUAGGCAAGCAAAAUCUUUUUCCUCAAAUCUUUCUCCAGAUCGUUGUCGGCCUUGUAUAUGUACUCGUACAUCUGGAAGCCGGGCAGCCUGUCUUUGACCCCUUCUAGUGCGGAGGAGAUGCGACCUUCCAUAGAGUUCUUCCUUCCUGCAAACUAGAACUCAUUGUCAGCACAACCAUCUCAGCAUCUUGAGAUCCGAGGACCUGUCGGCGGGUCUGAGUUGUCUUACCACGAACAGUCCGGUCAGCGUCCCAACUGCAAGUCCGGUAUAGGGAGCGCCAAACGCUUUCACCAUGUCAAGCACGGGUUCUAUAUCCUUCAUGAACGCAGUGACUCCGCCCGAGAAGUUUUGAUAUCGCUUCGACCACAGGCGCCAUCCCUUUUUAUGGUCUGCAUUAUACCGCGAUUGGGCGUUUCCACUGAUUUCCGACCAGAACUGUACAAAGUCGCCCUGGGUUCUGCAGCCGAAUGCUCUUGUUGCCUCUGGGGCCAGAUUCUUCGACCUCAACCAGUUGUGGAAGCUAUUCUGCUUUUCCUCCACCUCUCGAAAUCUCUCCCUGGAAGGGCACGUUAGCGGGCUUCUGAUACCUCCAGUACACUGUCUUUGCUUUGAUAGGCCAUGACUUACGACUCCGUCUCCGUAAGGUCAGGAAGCUGCUGUGCCAUGUUGGCAGCGGCCACCGACUCGAUGAAGCAAUCGGCAAGCUUCACAUCCAUGAUAUCUCUUGGUCAGGCUGUACAUGUUCCAUUUGCGCAUGUCCGGAACGCGUUACAUUGGGGUUGAGGGGGCUGAUACCCCUGUCAUAGCAUUAGAUCAGGCGUCCCGGCCAGGGUCAAUCCGUUCAAGUUGUGGCUUGUGACAGUCUCACGUGUCGAUAUGUGAGUCGUCAGGACUCAAUGCACACUCAUACACCAUCAACACUUGCGAUGUUGUCGGCUGCACCUCAGCCGCCCCCUCGUAUAGCCGCCUCGCACUAGUACUCAGCCCCCAUCAUGUUGCAGAAAACCACAUGGGAUGUAACAGGCCACCAUGUCCGCCUUGUCGGUCCGCAGUUCGACAAUUGGCGGGAAGAACCAUAAAAUUGGCAAAGGGGGGAGGGCUCUGUCGCUUGAACCUAUGUGCCCGGCUUCUGGCCAUCAAUUGAACCCUCAGCCGCCUUCUUUCUACUUAUUCGAGACGCUACCCAUCUAAAGACGCCUUUCACCUCCAGAUGAGAAACAAAGCAGAAGUGAUGAGUCCUGAGCCGGUGAAAGGAAUUACUGUCCCGCAAACGCCUGUGGAGGAUAAGCUCAAGUUGCUGGAGGCAAAGAUAGCAGAGCUCGAGUCCUACUAUCACAAGCUCAAGCUACAGGGGCUUCCUGAUGGCGUUGCCAAAGAUGACACAGACAAGGCCGGCGAUACCGACAAGGCUGGCAAGACAGAGGAGACUAAAGGCGAUGAGCUGGACGAGCAGGCACCCACCUCCCGUGCUCGGGUUGUCGUGAACAAGUUAGAUACCGACUCCGGCACACGGAAAGAUAUCCCUGCCGGUGAGGCUGCAAUGCCUCUCAAAGGCAAUGAGCUCGAGAACAAGUACGCCUUUCAGCUUAGGAAGCUGAUUUAUGGACCCGACGAUGACGACGAAGGCGAAGUGGAGAUCUUCAGUCCAGAUCUGCGGCUCCUUCUCAAACGGCUUCUCAAGCAUUAUCCCUACCAUCAUUUCCUGGGUGACACCGUGACACUCAAUUCACCUUAUGAGUGUCUGGUUCUGAAUUGGGACUUGCUCGUCAGUGAGGCGAACCAGCCAGGACUGAACGAAAAAGACCAGCUGGCCCGUGACGAUCUCAGGCUCCUCUUGAACACCAUCAAGGAAGGGUCAGGCGAGGAGAGGCUAGACGACUACUUCAAAAUACGAGAUACGCUUAAAGCAUCACGCAGCAUUACCUUCCAGAAUUUAUGGACCAUCUUUCCGCCUGGUACAGUCGUGUAUAGUCGGCAAUUUCUCAAACAUGACCAGAUCUUCAUCGUACAGGACAAUGUGCGGGUAUGGCCACGUCAAGGCAAUCGCGCCCGCUUCGGCCUUUAUUGCUGGACCUACGAUUGGAACGGACAAGUCUUCCAACGACGUCCGAUCACCCUAAGCAUUGAUUACUUCGAGGGCCCUCGGCCAAUUGCCUCACUCAACGUGCAUCCACUCGAGGAUACUGAGAAUGAGGAGGAAGUGAAGCAGAGGCUACUGGCCCGAGGCAAGCUGUUUCGGAAGUAUUGUACAGUGCCCAAGGAAAGCCGGAUGUUCAAGUAUUCCGGGAAGUGCGUGGUGGAUAGGAAGGGUUUUCGUGGUGUGAGCGCCAAUGAGGACCACGACGAAGAAGAGAACAUCAAUCGUCAGGAGAGGUCGAGAAUGUUUUAUCCGCCGGAUGAUGGUGUUGGCGAAAGAAGAGGAAAGCAAUCGAUGGUCGACGGCGACAUCAUGGUCGACUUCGAGUCGUACUACAAGUAUGGGCUCGCCGAAGCACAGAUAGGUGACCUAUCAUUGGGUGACGACACAGACGAAUGUCAAUGCUCCGAUUGUAUGAGCAACGAUGCGUUGAGGGCGAUGUACCGUGUCGACUACGAUGGCAAGACAGGAGCCGACUAUGAGCAAUGGGAGGAUGAGCAGAUAAUGCUCUGCCCACCCCGACUCCUGGGAUAUGUCCUCCGUGACAAACAAUGGGCGCAGCUCGAUGUAAACGGCAUUGUCAAAUUCGGACAAAAGGCGGACGAUGACGCGUUUUGGGAAAGACUGAAACUGGCGGGGGAGGACGGCGGCAGAGAAACCAAGAUGCUACUUCACGGCCUGGUCAAGAACCACGGCAUCAGCGAGACAGGGGGUGGGUACCAACUCAAUGAUAUCGUGCCAGAAAAAGGCAAAGGCCUGGUGAUUCUGCUAUACGGACCGCCUGGAGUCGGCAAAACCUCAACAGCGCAAACCAUCGCCGUGGCAGCCAAGAAGCCGCUGUUCUCCAUCGGAGUGGCCGAUGUUGGCACAUCUGCCAAAUUGGUCGAAUCGAACUUGGAAAAGAUAUUUGAUCUCGCAACGACCUGGAGAGCAAUUCUUCUCAUUGACGAAGCAGAUGUGUUUCUUCAAAGCCGAGCAAGGGGACAGAUGGGUCCUACGACCGAGCGCAACGCUCUUGUUUCGGUCUUCCUCCGAGUCCUGGAAUACUACCAAGGAAUCCUCAUCCUGACGACCAACCAAAUUGCCCAAUUCGACGUUGCCGUACAGUCACGCAUCCACAUCGCGAUCCGAUACGAAGGUCUCGACAAACGUCAGACGGUCGACAUCUUCGAAGGCUUCCUCGAACAGUUUAAGCGCAAAGGCCUGGUGCAGCCCAAGACGUUCACGGACAUCAUGAACUACGUCCGCAAGGACCUGUACAAGAAGAAAUUCGACGGGCGGCAGAUUCGGAAUAUCGUCACCUCGGCUAUGGGCGUCGCUUUGGCCGACAACAGGCAGAUGACCAUGGAGGACUUGAACAACGUUGUCACCAUCAUGAUGGGCUUCAAGGGCGAUUUGGAGUAUCAGAUGAGACAGUAUGAAGAAGCGCAAAGCGGGUCACGAAAUCCAUAUACUUGAAGACCGUAGUCUGUCGCCGAAAGUGGGCGUCAGAAAAAAGGAAAUGAGAGCAGGCAAGUUCAACAGAAAAGCUACCCAAGCAGAGAGCGAACAGGGGGGCUAAUUGAAAUGGAUGAACGACGUCAAGCAAGAGAUUGGCUUCUGCCGGGCAGAAUGGUGAUGAUUUAUGAUGAUGAUAACGAUUUUCUUGAUACGUGUUCGGCCAGUUUCGGGCCAACUAAUAAUAUGCAGAGCAAAGCAACAAAGGAAUAGGAAAGACACUCAUUCCUAUACGUCUUCUCUUAACCCUGUUCGAGGGAUACAGAAAGACUACUACUCAUGCCGGUCUCAUUGUCUCGUAGUUCGUUGUAUGGCGAUGAUCGUGUAUCAACGAUAACUUCCAAGGGGCCAGAGCGAGAAGAUUUACAUAGCACGUUGAGAUGGACGGAAUGAACGUGACCAAACGACAUUAUUGUAUGCCAGGCACUAGUAGUAGAUGAUGGUCGCCAAUAGUGAAGCAUCAUGUUGAGAUGGCAUCGACAACAGACAGUGACUGUCCCGCUAAUAACAACAAUAUUUCUA
Exophiala dermatitidis NIH/UT8656 is the source of this 5445-nucleotide messenger RNA. Its product is annotated as AAA family ATPase. Gene Ontology annotation, molecular function: ATP binding; ATP hydrolysis activity. The transcript has 10 exons. Lineage: Eukaryota; Fungi; Ascomycota; Eurotiomycetes; Chaetothyriales; Herpotrichiellaceae. The coding region runs from base 2500 to 4884 and encodes 794 amino acids. The record is from RefSeq and is a predicted model, not a curated record.